CUACGAGACAGCCAAAGACGAAUUCGAAAUCGCCACCGAAAGCACGGACGCGGCGACGAUCUACGCGGCCUCGGACCGGGAGGCGGCGCGCGACGCGCUGAACGAGCUGCUGGCGGUGUACACGCUGUACACGCGGGACGUGUCGCUGCUGGACGCGGCGGGGCGGUCCGGGGUGGAGAAGCUGCUGGGCGCGGCGGGCGGGGAGGAGGAGGUGCGGAUCGACACCGGGUUGAAUCCGCAGGGAAUUGAGGAUGGGGUGCGGCAGGAGGUGCGGCGGAGGGUCGGGCAGCGGGUGCGGGAGUUGAAGGGGGCGGUUGAGGGGUUGGAGGAGAGGGCGGGGGAGGAAUAAAUAUACCAGAAAAGGUUACUAUGAUGCUAUGGGUUGGUUGUUAUGGGGUACUGGGGUACUGGGGAUUAUUCCUAUAUCCAUUCUAGAAUACAUCCAGACCGUUCAGAAGUUC
This is a messenger RNA of Aspergillus aculeatinus CBS 121060, 461 nucleotides long. RefSeq lists its product as uncharacterized. The transcript has a single exon. The annotation marks the transcript as partial. NCBI's taxonomy places the organism in Eukaryota, Fungi, Ascomycota, Eurotiomycetes, Eurotiales, Aspergillaceae. The record is from RefSeq and is a predicted model, not a curated record.